Volvox carteri f. nagariensis is the source of this 5534-nucleotide messenger RNA. RefSeq lists its product as uncharacterized. The transcript is spliced from 28 exons. Gene Ontology annotation, molecular function: starch binding. The record is from RefSeq and is a predicted model, not a curated record. The coding region runs from base 1 to 4659 and encodes 1552 amino acids. Lineage: Eukaryota; Viridiplantae; Chlorophyta; Chlorophyceae; Chlamydomonadales; Volvocaceae. Gene Ontology annotation, cellular component: membrane.
AUGUGCGGAAAAAGAGGCACGACGGCUCGCGGAGUGCCUCUAAAUCAUUUCAUACUUGCGCGUCUGCUUAUCACUCCUCAGCCAGUGUUGCCUACCUCCAUGCACGCCAGGCAGUGUGUGUGUGUGGUGUGUUUUUGUACACUUUCGACGGAGUUCAUUGGUAACUGGCCUAAGCCCAAGAUCUCCAAACUCCAAUUCUCAAGCUCCUCUCCGGCCAUUCCAUCACCCUCCCAUGUGCCUUCAAAGGUAGCGCAUGCGGGUGUAUCGCCAGUCACAUCCGCCGCCGCCGCCGCCACCGUCAAUGGCGAGCCCUCCGUACAGGUCAUCGUGCUCGUACCCAAGGGAACCCUGCCGCCGGGGCAGCAGCUAGUAUUGGUGGGGGGUCACCGGGUACUUGGCGAAUGGGAUCCCUCCAGGGGCGCUAAACUGGUUGCCAAUACGGCGGGUACGGCACACUCGGUGCAGGUGGAGCUGCCAGUGGACAAACCCGUAGCGGCUAAGCUGGUUCUAAUGCAGGAUGGCCUUCCAAUUUCUUGGGAGUCGGGCGACGACCGGAUGCUGUUCUUGGCCGCACCACCGUCGCCCUCGCCCUCGCCGGCGGGGGAGUCCGCCGGAGCAACCGGGUACUUGCUGCUGUGUGACUUUGAGGACACAAAGAGGACACGCGCGAUGUUAUGGCCGCCGGCGCCGAUUGCGAGAUCACCGGGCACCACCGUCCUGCAGCUUACAGUCCGCGGCGAAGGCCUACCGCCUACCUCCCUCGCCGCCGGCGCUGCGGACGAGCUCGUACUCACCCUCACCGGGUCCUGUCCGGAGCUGGGGGACUGGGACCCGGCCCGCGGCGCGAGGCUGCAGCCGGAUUCCCUCGUCCCUGGAGCAUGGACUGCUCGGAUUCCGCUACGUCUGGAUAGACCGGUCGCGGCGAAACUGGUGCUGUGCAGCACCGCCGCCCUGGCGGCAGGGGCGGCGGACGUUGCGGUGGCUUGGGAGCCGGGGCCAGAUCGUGCACUAGGGCCAGCGGCGGCGGACAAAAUGCUUUUGUGCGGCUGGGACUGGGGCGCCCCUAACCUGGUACCGCCACCGACGCCUGCCGCCGCUGCGGCGGCGGCGCUGCAGCAGCAACAGCAUGACCUGGCGGCUGUACGGAAGAUGGUGGAGAAGGCAGCCCAACGGGGUCGCGUAAUGACGCCGGCGGUCUUUGAGCCGUCAACCUUUGUGCCGCCGCCGCUGCAGGCAUCGACGUCGGCAGGGACGGUGGAUUCACCGCCGCCGCUGCAACCGCAGGCAACGCAACCGCAGGCAUCGGCCCCGCCGUCAGGCGCCGUCGAUGCCGCCAGCAAAAUCCAGGAGGUUUUUGCCACCAUGCACGAGCGUCAGGACGAGGUUAUGGUGGAGAAGGAGGCACGAGCGGCAGAGGCGGCGCACGCUUUCAACGAGGCGAAGGAGAUGCGACGGCGGGCGGGCUCGCCCGCACGUACAGGCUCCCCUGCGCGCACGGGUUCCCCCGCACGUGCCACCGCUGGCGCGCCCGCUGCGUCAUCGGCGCCUCCACCGCCCGUCUUUGGCGGGUUCUCCGUGCCGCCGCCGCACGGGCCCUCCCUCAACGUGGUCGAGGUUUUAGACUCCUUUGAGCCGGAUGAUGAGGAGGUGCAGGUGGUUUAUACACUGACUGGGCCAAACACAGCCGCCGCGUCGCCAACAUCACCGUCAUCGUCAUCGUCAGGAUCGGCAGCGGCAGCGGCGAAGCGCUCCUCUCCACGAACGGCCACUAGCUCUAACUGGCGUCAAAUGUUGGAGGAGGAGGAGGCGGAGGAGCAUAGGGAGGAGCUGCAGCAACAUCAAUAUCACCAGCAGCAGCAACAGGAGGUGGAGGAGGAGCUGUUCGGUGGUUUCAUGUUAGGCAGCAGCCGGCGUGGGGACGUGGAGGGGAUGGUGGAGGAGCAGGGCAGCAUCGGACGUAGCCUGGAUUCGCGAGCCGGAUCCCCUGCUCGGAUGGGCUCCCUCUCCCCAAGAGGCUCGCCCUCACCCUCGCCCUCCAGGUCGCCCUCACCAGGCGCCAACGACGCAGUUCAGCAGGCAGCUGAACAGCAGGCGGCAGCAGCAGCAGCUGCAGCAGCCGCAGCAGCUGCCCGUCUGGCCGCCCUGGAGGCAGAGCACCUGUCCGCGAUGGAGGCUGCUCGGUUGGCGGCGGUUGAGGCCCAAAAGCAGUUGGAGGGCCAGUUGGCGGCUAAGGCGGCGGAGGAGGAGGCGCGGAUUGCCGAAUAUGAGGCGCAGAUGGCAAUGCUGCGGCAGCAGGUGGACGCCGCCCAGUCCGAGGCCGCCUCUAACCAGCUGUCCCUUCACGCGCUGCAGCAGCAACUUGAAGCUUCCCGGGGAAGGGAGGCGGACUUGUCGGAGGAGCUGACCGCAAUGCAGGGCAAGCUGGCCGAGGCGGCUAGGUCCCACACCUCCAACACCGAGGCCGUAGAUGUCCUAGAGUCGGCUCUGCAGACGGCCCGGCAGCAGUACGAAUCAGCCCUGACGGAGCUACAGCGGGCUGAUGCGGCCGGCAGCUACAGCCUGGGGCUGCUGGAUAGGCUGGAGGCCGCCUACCUGGCUGCCGUAGACCAGUACGAGGAGGUGGUUGCGGAGCUGGCCACGGCAAAGGCCUCUCAGCAGCAGUCACAGGCCAUGCUUCAGACCUUGGAGGCGCAGGUGGCGGCGAGCGUGCAGCUGGCAGGAAGUGUGGAGGUUUACGAGAAACAAGUCCAGAUGCUUCAGGAACAGCUUCAGCUGUCUGCACAGGCUCACGAGGCCGAGUUGUCAUUGCUCCAGGGGCAGUUACGUAGCGUGGAAGUCAGGUCUCAGCAGACGGAGGAUCUGUACGAGAGCAUGCUCGGGGAAAUGAAGUCGGCACUCGAUGACGCGCUAGCUCGCGAGCAGACUCUCCAUGCCGAGUUGAACUCCAUGCAGCGCCGUGCUGAUGAGUUCCAGAAGCAGGUGGAGGCAGCCGCUGCGGGGAUGAGCGACUCAGCUCGACAAGAGGAGGCGCUAAGGAAGGAGGUGGCGAGGUUGAGGAGGGUCAUCGAGCAGUACAAGCACCCUGGCAGCCAGGAGUACUUGACGGAGCACGACGGUGAGCUGUCGCGUUCCUUGGAGCGCGAGGAGGUCCUGGAUGCGCAGCUGACGUCACUUCAGGCAGUUGUACGGCAGCAGGAGGAGCAGUUGCAGGCGGCUUUGGAGCGGCAGGACGAGCUGAGCAGGGAGCUGGAGCACCAGCAGAAGACUGCUGAGGAUUAUAAGAGUCAGUUAUCUGAGCAGCAGGCGGCCCUUCAGGAAGCGGCUGAGAAGCAGGCGGCCAUGCAAGAGAGGGCUGAGGCCAUGCAGAGGGAGAUGGACAGGCUGCAGGGCCUCACGGAGAGCUACAAGACCAAGCUGGAGGCCAGUCGCAGUGAAGCGGAGCUGGCUGCUGCCCGGGAGGCCGAGCUUGUACGGCAGGUGGAGGCUUCGGGGACCAGGGAAGGCGACCUGCUGGGCAGAGUGGAAAAGCUGCAGGCGUCCAUUGCGCAGUACAAGUCCCGGCUUCAAGAUCAGGAGAGCAGCUUAUCCGCCGCAGCGGCUCGUGAGGGCGAACUGAUGGCCGCACUAAGGGACCAGGAGGGCGACUCGGCUGACCUGCGGCACCGCUUGGAGGAGCUGGGGGGCGAGUACCGGGCAGCGGUGGAGACCAUUGAGGAGCAGCAAGGGCGGCUGGAAGCGGUGACCAACGCGGCAGAGCAGCACGAAGCGGCCAUGGCGGUGCAGGUGCAGACGCUGCAGCCUGCCCUUCACAAGUCCGGGACAAUCCGCGUCCGAUAUAUACCACCGCCGCCAACACGCUGUGCACCUUCAACCUUUAAAACAUUAAAAACCUGCAUCCUAAAACCCCAUCCGUCGCAGGUGGAGCUCAGCGCGGAGCGUACGCGGCACACUGAGGAGAUGCAGCAAGUGCAGCAAGCGCUGGAGGCGGCCACGGAGGUGGACCGGCUAAGAAUGCAGGGCCGUGCACAGCAGGGCCGCAGCCGCCACCACCGCAUGCGAGAGGGGAAUUUCAUGGCGGUGACCACCAUGGAGGGUUUCCAAGCGGGGAUUCGGGCUGAGUUCGAGAUGCAAAAGGCCGUACUAAAGGCUGAGUACGAAGUGAAGUUGACUGCACUGAAGGAGGCACUGGUGGUUGUCAAGAACGCCCUUAACCCGGCCACCACCAAGAAUGCGCCGACAGUGGCGCCGCCGCCGCAGCAGCAGCAACAGCAACAGUCUCUCCCGCCGGCGCAACACCGUACCGCGUCUCCUGUUGCUGCGGCAACGGCCCCACUGCCGCCGGCAGCAGCAUCAUCCUCACCAUCACUGACGCCGACGUUUGCCACCAAGGUAUCUAAAUGGGCCAGCAUGGCCUCGGAACUGGCCGCAGCGCGGGGAGAGCAACCGUCGGCCUCCACUUCCGCCGCCAUUGCCGUACCCGAUGCCAACAUCUCCGUCGAACGCAAUGGGAAAGUUAUCUCUCAUGGAGUCAACAACGGAAAGGAGCUGUCCGUAGCGGCUGGCGCGGAGGCCCAAGUAGACAGUGUCAGUGGAAGGGACAGUACGACAGGCGUACGGCGCAAGACGAGCAUCCCCAGCAAUUGGCGGGAUGCGCUGUGAGUUGUUUGUUACUGUGGCUUUGAAGGCGGUGCAUUAGUAGUAGUGAAGAACGAAGCGGAAAGUAAUUAUGUGGCUUAUGUAGCUUAUGGGCUGAUGUAAGGAUAGCUGCCACUGUUUUUCGUGACGUCGCCGGCGUCGUGUAUGUGUUGCCUGUGGGUUUGAAAGGCCACAGAAAGAAAUUCACGAAAUCGACGCCUUGCUUUCCCUUUGCGUGUUUCACGUGAUUCUUAAGGCCGAGCCGAAGUGUGGGAAGAUGAGGGUGUUGGUUUGAGUUGGAAGGUUGAGAGCGCACUGUGACGGAUAGACAGACAGACAGACAGACACGCCAGGGACGGGUAUGCCGACUGCUGUUCAUGCAGGAAAAAAUGCCUAGAAGGAUAGUAAGGAGAGAGGAACGGAAGAGGCUAAGUGGUCUUACCCUGAAGAUGCUCAAUUUCAAACAGAUGAAAAACAUCUUUAACCGGAAGCGAUUCAAUGAACCCGUGCACACGCGAAACGUUAAAUACGCCUGAAAAUCGCAUAUGCAGCGACGCCUGAAAUGCAUGUGGGGUUAGUAGGAACAACCAGAUUGGAAGCAGGGCGUAGGAAGCUAGAAAGCAGGAAAGCGCACGCCCGUGUGAGUAUCCUGUUGUCCGCAUAUCGCGGCUUCUGCUGAAAAGCCAUCGUUUGGCGCGAUGAUCCUCAGUCGCCUUAUGGCCAGUGUUUUUUUUGGUAAUAUAUUACUUUUUUGGGAAUAAAUGGGGGUCUGAGCCUGGAAGAAAUGGAAUAAUUGGUCAGUUGGCCGUACUGCUUCAUUACUUCGGCCACCAAAUGCCUUCUGCACAUAUAAAGCUGAACAUUUGGAGCUUAUACACUAUUUAUGUAUAAAAUAUUUG